Messenger RNA from Phyllostomus discolor (pale spear-nosed bat), 3502 nucleotides. It is a transcript of the gene LAMP5, whose product is annotated as lysosomal associated membrane protein family member 5. NCBI's taxonomy places the organism in Eukaryota, Metazoa, Chordata, Mammalia, Chiroptera, Phyllostomidae. The transcript has 7 exons. The record is from RefSeq and is a predicted model, not a curated record. Gene Ontology annotation, cellular component: membrane. The coding region runs from base 432 to 1274 and encodes 280 amino acids.
CAGCCUGAGGUCGUCUCUAGCUCAGGGUUCGGGCAGCUAGGAGCCCGCAGCAGCGCGCAGCUUCCUUCGCUCACGUGGAAAGAAGCUUUUACCGCUGGAGUCUGCAACCAGAGCGCCCGCGAAGCUCCAGGUCCUGGGCAGUCAGGCCUACCUGCCAAGGUGCCACCCAAGCACUCGCAGCCGUGGACAGCUCCCUCACCGCGCGGUCCAUUCCUCUGCAGUGAGCAGACUCGUGUUCAGCCUGCAUCUGUCGGUGCGGCACCGGACACCAAGUCCUCGCCAGCGCUCACAGAACACGCGCUCCCUACCUCCUCCCUCUGGGCGCCCCCGCCCCUCGCUCACCUCGGCUCACUCCAGGGGCGACUUUAAGGGAUUCCCUCUCGGACGGCCUCUGCAGCAGCACAUCUGGCCUCAUUCACUGCACGGCAAGCAUGGAUCUCCGAGGAAGAGCCGUUCUCAGCUGGAACAGACUUCAAGUUCUCCUGAUGCUGUUCCAUACAAUGGCUCGAAUCAUGGCAGAACAAGAAGUGGAAAAUCUCUCAGGCCUUUCCACUAACCCUGAAAAAGAUAUAUUUGUGGUGCGGGAAAAUGGGACGACAUGUCUCAUGGCAGAGUUUGCAGCCAAAUUUAUUGUCCCUUAUGAUGUGUGGGCCAGCAAUUAUGUUGAUCUGAUCACGGAACAGGCUGAUAUCUCACUGACCCGGGGAGCUGAGGUGAAGGGCCGCUGUGGCCACAACGAAUCGGAGCUGCAGGUGUUCUGGGUGGAUCGCGCAUACAUGCUCAAAAUGCUGUUUGUAAAGGAAAGUCACAAUACGUCCAAGGGACUCGAGGCGACGUGGAGGCUGAGCAAAGUCCAGUUUGUCUACGACUCCUCGGAGAAGACCCAUUUUAAAGACGCAGUCAGUGCUGGGAAGCACACGGCAAACUCACAUCACCUCUCAGCCUUGGUCACCCCAGCUGGAAAGUCCUAUGAGUGUCAAGCUCAGCAGACCAUUUCACUAGCCUCCAGCGAUCCUCAGAAGACAGUCACCAUGAUCCUGUCUGCAGUCCAUAUCCAGCCCUUUGACAUCAUCUCUGAUUUUGUCUUCAGUGAAGAGCAUAAAUGCCCAGUGGAUGAGCGGGAGCAGUUGGAGGAAACUUUGCCCCUGAUCUUGGGGCUCAUCCUGGGCCUCGUCAUUGUGGUAACGCUGGCGAUUUACCACAUCCACCAAAAAAUGACUGCCAACCAGGUGCAGAUCCCUAGGGACCGGUCCCAAUAUAAGCACAUGGGCUAGGGGCCAUUAGGCAGGCAGCCCCAAGCCCCACUACCCUAGCUGGAUCAGGCAGAGAAACAAAAGCACUUUACUACCUUGUACAUGGGAUACACCAACAUAGCCACAACCUAACAGUCCUGGGUAUCCAAGGCUUGCUUGGCCAGCGCCCAUGCUUACACCCAGGGAUGGAGGGAUUUUUUGGAUUCACGGGGUGAAUGGCAGUUGUCCUCUCCAUGCUGGGGAAUGGGAACAGAGGAGGUCAGCCAGCUUUCACGUUCAUGGUGGCUUGGCUUUGACUCUUGAAGGAGCAACACGUACGACUCAGAGGGGUAUCUAGACCCAUAGUUUACAGAUUGGGAAGACAUCCCUUUUGGGAAGACACCCCUUUAGGUUCAAAGGAAUAGGGGGUGCCUUGCUCCCUUGAACACAGUUGGCUUACCCUACACAAUUGUCAAUGCACACAAAAUACAACUUCAUGCUCCCUGCAGCAAGACCCUUGAAAGUGAUCCAUGCUUCUGGCUGGCAUUCUGCAUGUCUAGUGAUUGUCUUGGGAAUGUUUACUGCUACCCGCACCCAGUGACUUUGCAGCACAAGAACCUGUUUAAUGUAACUAUGCAGAGUUGUUUGGACUUCAUAGUGUGCCAGGUCCAAGUAAGGGGACCUGAAGAAUCAAUUAAUCCAUGUGAGCUUGUUCUUCAAAAUGAAUUAAAACACACUACACUCUAAAGUGUGGCUGCUUUCUUGAAACAAGAAAACAAACCUAAAAUGGUUUCUUUGGCAUCCAGAGGAGAGAGAAAUGAUAAAAACAGGUUUUUCAUUUCUGCAAGAGGAAAAGCAAAGAGAGGGUAGAGAGGCUUUGAAGGGGAAGUUGGCCUUUCCAGGUGAAAAACCAUGGAUUUAUUCUGGCAAAUAGAAGUUGUUUUAUUUAUGGCACCUCUUGAACAAUUGGUCUCAUAUUGCUUCUGAUGCUUUUUGGUCUUGAGUUUGGUAUUUCACUUUGGAUUAAAAAGCUGGCCCGAAUAUGGUCACCUAGGUUGAAUUUUAUUUGAAGUAAAAUGCAAUUUAUUGAAACUUCCUAGAGAAAUGUACAUUAUUUAAAUUUUCCUCAGUUUCUAAAUAACCAUUUUUUAGAAGAUCUGAAUGGGGGAAGAGGAAAUCCUAUUAUCUGGUGUUAAGGUGGAAACCCCCCCACCCCCAUACACAAUCUCCACUAUGAGAGGCAGCAUGAAUGAGUCCAACUUCCCAAGUCUUCAAUUGCUGACAAUAGAGUAUCCUCAGAAGUUCAUUAUCCAGCAAAUCUUGAUAAGCAUCAGCUGGUUGCUGUUCUGUUAUCCAUUUAUUUUGUACUUUUUUAGUAUCAGUCUUUCCCUCUGAAUGAUCUCUCUUCAGUGUCUGUCUGGUAACAGUGAGGAAAAAGCCCCGAUUUCUCACAAAACGUGCAUGUUGCACAGGGAAAAGGGGAGGCCUUUGGCGCUAGUGGGCCUCUCCCCAUGGUUUACUCCUUUCUGUCAUCUGUGAUCAUCUUACAUCCCUGUUCCAUACUUGACAGCCCUUUCCUUUUUAGCAUCUCAUGCAUUUUUUUUUCAAACUUCAUAUUUAUUGGAACCACCCAAGGAUUUGGGGAGAAACAGACCCUUAGUUGUAUGCAUAGCCCCUUCAGAAAAACCUUUUAGAACUUUGAGUCAUACAUCUGAAAACUUCAUAUUUACUUUACUUUCACAACAUUUAAAUUUGUGUUUUUAAAUUUUAUUUAUUUUUUAAAGGAUUUUAUUUAUUUUUAGAGGAAGGGGAAGGAAGGGAAACAGAGAGGGAAAGAAACAUCGAUGUGAGAGAGAGAUAUUGAUCGAUUGCUUCUCAUACAUGCCCUGUUUGGGACCAAACCCACAACCCAGGCAGGUGCCCUGAUGGGGAAAUUGAACUGGCAACCUUUUGCUUUGUGGGGCAAAGCCCAGCCACCUGAGCCAUAUCAGCCAUAGCAGUAAAUUUGUUUUAGUUUUUAAAUUUACUUUCACAUAACAUAGGACUCUAUUAGUUUUGGUAUUGUCAUUUAACAGUUUUGUUAUUGUUGUUCCACUUAGGCAUUUAUUGGUUGCUUCUUUUUUAAAAAAUCAUUUUAUUGUUCAGUGUUUGAGCACCUACUGAAUGCAGGCUAAGUGUUGGGUAUAUGGCAGUGAACUUGACAACUUAGAGUCUAUAGUGGGAGGACUGAGAAGAAAACAACACACAGACACACGUCCUUCUAAAAAAAA